UGUUUAUUGUCAUUCCAAAGUAGAAGACACAUAACCUAUAAAAGUUGAAAUAAAUAUAAAUAAUGAAGUUACCAAUUAUCAAAGCUUUUACGAAAGUAAGAAACCCAUAUUAUGUUACCAUUACUCGAUUUCUAAGCAAGGAAAAUUUAUCUCGAUUAUCAUGUAAUGGUAGAAAUAUUCAAAAAUCAUAUAAUAGAAGUUUCAAAACUAACUUGUUUGAAAAUAAAUAUGAUAAUUCUUAUGAUUCAAAAGAAAAAACUUCUUUUAUCGAAUAUUGUUUAUUGAGCAUACCAAUUUGUGCUUUUAUGCUUGGUACAUGGCAAAUUCAAAGACUUCAAUGGAAAAGAAAUUUAAUAGAUAAAUUGAAAAGCCGUACUAACCAUGAACCUAUUAAAUUACCAGAAAAUUUAGAAGAUUUGAAAUCAAAAGAAUAUUAUCCUAUUAAAGUAAAAGGAACUUUUUUAUAUGACAAGGAGUUUGUGGCAGGAUAUAAAAGUUUAAUAAAAGAUGGUAAACCAGUAGAAACUAAUUUUGCAAUAAAUAAAGGAGGAAGAGGAUAUCAUAUCAUUACACCUUUUAAAUUAGCAGAUCGAGAUUUAACAAUUUUGGUGAAUCGAGGUUGGGUUCCAAAAUCACUUAAACAUUCAUCAAAGAGAGAAGAAAAUCAAAUAAAAGGCGAAACAGAAAUUGUUGGAAUUUUAAGAACAAGUGAACGAAGACCACCUUUUGUUCCUAAAAAUCGGCCACAUAAUAAUAUGUGGUAUUAUAGAGAUGUGGAUGCUAUGGCUAGAAAAGGGAAUGCAUCUCCUGUGUAUAUAGAAAUGAUUGCUAACAAUAAUGUAAAUCAAUAUCCGCUUGGUGGUCAAACAAUAGUGGAAUUACGAAAUGAGCAUUUAAGUUAUAUUCUUACAUGGUAUUGUUUAUCUGUUGUAACUGCAUAUAUGUGGUAUAGGAAAUUUAUAAAACGAAUACCAUUUACAGAAUGAAAACAAGUAUAUACUACACAUAAAUAUGUAAUAGUAUAAAGAAAAUAAUUAUUAGAAAAUAAUAUUAUAUAAAUUAAA
Apis mellifera (honey bee) is the source of this 1064-nucleotide messenger RNA. RefSeq names its product surfeit locus protein 1 (gene Surf1). The transcript has 5 exons. Bases 63 to 986 code for a protein of 307 amino acids. Gene Ontology annotation, cellular component: mitochondrion; membrane. The record is from RefSeq and is a predicted model, not a curated record. Lineage: Eukaryota; Metazoa; Arthropoda; Insecta; Hymenoptera; Apidae. Gene Ontology annotation, biological process: mitochondrial respiratory chain complex IV assembly.